AAAAUAAAGUCCGGCGCUCUCCGCAGGUAACUGGAAGGGAUUGCGCCCCACCCCAGAUCGCCCUACCUGGGCUGUGCUUUGCGCAGAGGCAACAGUGGAGCGAGUACCGUGCAGCUGCGGAACGGAUUUUGCGGGCAAUGGGGAUGUGUUUUCAGAACGGACCGGGGAAAGGAAGUGUGCUACCUUAUCAAGAGGACUGAUUCCCGGCUGCUGUCGGGAUGGAGUGGGGUUCUUCGAGUUCGGGCUGCUCCCGGCGGGCCUGAUUCUUUGGUUCACCGGUGACAGGUGGAGGUGACUGUGGGCACCGGCCCUGCUUGUUUUGGCGGCGCACGGGACGGGCUGACUUUGGCUGCUGCUCUUGCUGACCUUGGCCCAGGGUCGGACCCAAUGGCGGCUUUGGCCGCUGUCAGCCUGAGCAGGACUGCUGCCCCAUACUCGCGAGCACUAGGCGCUGGGGCCCGGGCAGCUCUUCCUCACUUCCCCUCAGGCUCCCAGCCUGACCCCUGGGGCUGUAGCCCCGCUCGGGGCCGGACGCUGCACCUCACCACGGAAGUCCCCGCCGGGCACAACAAGUGGUCCAAAGUCCGGCACAUCAAGGGUCCCAAGGAUGCUGAAAGGAGUCGCAUCUUUUCCAAGCUCUGUUUGAGCAUCCGCCUAGCUGUUAAAGAAGGAGGCUCCAAUCCUGAGCUCAACAGCAACCUGGCCAACAUCUUAGAGGUGUGUCGCAGCAAGCAUAUGCCCAAGUCAACGAUUGAGGCAUCGCUGAAAAUGGAGAAAACCAAGGGCAUUUAUUUGUUGUAUGAGGGUCGAGGCCCUGGUGGCUCUUCUCUGCUCAUUGAGGCAUUAUCUAACAGUGGCUCCAAGUGCCAUUCGGACAUCAAACACAUCCUGAACAAGAAUGGGGGAGUGAUGGCUGAAGGAGCUCGCCAUUCCUUUGACAAAAAGGGGGUGAUUGUAGUUGGAGUGGAGGACAGAGAGAAGAAAGCAGUGGACCUAGAGCGUGCCCUGGAGCUGGCGAUCGAAGCAGGAGCUGAGGAUGUCAAGGAAACUGAAGAUGAAGAGGAAAAGGACAUUUUUAAAUUUAUUUGUGAUGCUUCUUCACUGCAUCAAGUGAGGAAGAAGCUGGACUCCCUGGGCUUGUGUCCUGUGUCCUGUGCACUAGAAUUCAUCCCCAACACAAUGGUGCGGCUGGCUGACCCUGACCUGGAGCAGGCCGCCCACCUCAUCCAGGCUCUCGGCAACCACGAGGACGUGAUCCAGGUCUAUGACAACAUUGAGUAACCGGACUGUACGUGCCCCCUCCCACCCCCGCCCCGGCUCCUUACUAGGCAACUGGCAGCUCGUUCUGGAGCACAGACUUGUGCAGGGUACUCUAAGAGGGAAGCAGGUUGGGGGCCUCGCAGGUUCAGAGGCACAAGAUCUGUAGCUUUGUAGCCAGGGAAAUCCCCAUACUUCUCUGGGGCCUCUGUCAGCUCUGCUGGUGUCUCAGAGCCCUCCUGGGUGAGUCUUGCCACUUGCUCCUGAGUGGGGCCAAUCAGCUAGUCAGGCUCUGAUCUCAGAAAGUUGGCCUUUGUGGGGAUGGUAGGUGCCUUGAGGGCCCAUGUACUAGAAACUGCUCUUAAAUAGUAACAGUGAUUGAUCUAGGUUGCUGUACUGUUGUCGUAUGGCUCUUGUGUUUUCCUGGGCUUGUGUCCAGCUGUUGGGACCCUCUUGACUUCCUUUCAAGUCUGUAGGCUCAGUUCCACUACUCCAAUCCCAGGACUGUUGUUUAUGUUUGCUGAUUGGCUACAGAAAUGUAGCUCUGUCCAGGCACUGUGUGUUCUAAUGCUGGUCUAAUGGCCUAAACCUGUCAUUCAUACAUGCAACUUUUAUCAAACACCUACUAGGUACCAGGAACUAUACUUAUCAAGAGCACAAGGCUUCAGUUGGUGCCCUGUGUUAGAUCCUACUCUAAGACAUAGGCUCUCAGAGGGAAGACAUAGGACUGCUCUCUACUAGAGAUGUCCCAGGGCAGUGCAAGCUGCUGUGCACGCAUCCUUGUUCUCUUCAUGUGGUCUUCGUGCCCUUCUGCCAGGGAGCUUAAGGCUCUAGCCCAAUAGGAAGUCAAGUACCAAUGAUAAGGGACUCUCAGGCCCUGCUUUGCCCGGCCCCUGUAUAUUCUGAGAUUUGUCAGAGUGGACCCGUCAGCAGAUUGGGCUACCCUCAGAAAAGACUAUAUCCAGCUUGUUUUGAAAGCUGCUUGGUCCCCAGAAUGUCCAACUCUAGAUCCUUUUCAUCCCUGAUGCCAGAUGAUGGGGCACUGGGAACUGGAGAGGAAACAAGAAGAGAAGGAAGGGUGAAGGCUGAGUCAGAAGCCUGGCCAGGUGGGAAAUAAGGCCAUUGGUGCCUUUUGCUCCUAAGUCACUUCUGGAUUUAGAGGGACCAGGAGUGCCAACCACCUGUGCUGGAGACCGUCAAGCAUGUGAGGGCUGGAGUGGUUUUUUAUCUCUGUUAUUCACUUACUUAGGAGUUGUUUAAGCCAGUUCUGAGAUCAGAGUAAUUUUCCUGAAGAAGCCUCAGGUAAAUGAGGCUAGAAAAGAACUAAAACCAAAUUAGUUAUAAGUAAUAACUUCAGCUUCUAGGAAAAACGGAUUACUAAUUCCAAGGUGACUCCAACAGCUGGAGAGUGAAGGCUAGGGGGAGGAAAACCAAUGAAAUAAUCCACAAUCAUGCCAAAGUAUAUGCUGUUAUACCUCAUCUUAUAAUCAUGAUACCACCUGGGAUUCUUUAGUUUUUAUAGGCGAUAACUCAUCCAGAUAUCUGAAUAGCACAUCAUUUAAAAUAGGGCAAGUUAAAGUUUAAAUGCUGCUUCAUAAUUUAUAA
Messenger RNA from Hipposideros armiger (great roundleaf bat), 2862 nucleotides. It is a transcript of the gene TACO1, whose product is annotated as translational activator of cytochrome c oxidase I. The transcript has 5 exons. The coding region runs from base 388 to 1281 and encodes 297 amino acids. Gene Ontology annotation, cellular component: mitochondrion. The record is from RefSeq and is a predicted model, not a curated record. Lineage: Eukaryota; Metazoa; Chordata; Mammalia; Chiroptera; Hipposideridae.